AUGCGCGACACACCAUCCAAGUUCAUCGAGAUCCUCGAUCCCAAGGACUGCGAAAUGCGCAUGUCCGACUCCGACGUCCGGCUGGAAGACGUCCUCGCCGACCACGAGGCCACCAUAAGCCGCCCGCGCUCGUCCACGCAAUCCUCCAAAGCCCUCGAAAAACCACUCCUGGCGCGAACGAACUCCGCCUCUCCCACGCAGCGCUGGAAGCGCAUCAGCAAUAUCCUAGCCCAGCCGCGACGGAACUCCUAG
Messenger RNA from Penicillium cinerascens, 252 nucleotides. RefSeq lists its product as uncharacterized. Bases 1 to 252 code for a protein of 83 amino acids. Lineage: Eukaryota; Fungi; Ascomycota; Eurotiomycetes; Eurotiales; Aspergillaceae. The transcript has a single exon. The record is from RefSeq and is a predicted model, not a curated record.